GCUUUUUCAUAUGCUUUAUUUCCCAUGAAAACUUUUAGAAUAAGGAGUAAAAUAGUAAUUCAUCGAUGUCGAGAACGAGGAUCCAUGGCAAAGUUACUUGAGCGACCUUUUGAAAACUCUAUUAAUUGUACUUUUCCAAGCCAAGGAUAA
Dentiscutata heterogama is the source of this 150-nucleotide messenger RNA. NCBI's taxonomy places the organism in Eukaryota, Fungi, Glomeromycota, Glomeromycetes, Diversisporales, Gigasporaceae. The record is from the annotation of a GenBank genome assembly.